Molecule: messenger RNA, 306 nt
Organism: Pelobates cultripes (western spadefoot toad)
Lineage: Eukaryota; Metazoa; Chordata; Amphibia; Anura; Pelobatidae
Source: the annotation of a GenBank genome assembly
AUGGCCGACGGACAGGCCGCAGCACCACGGACCUCCGAGGCACAGGGCCCCUCCCUGGCAGACAUAAGAGCGGACAUUAGGGCCCUCACUGAAGCUAUGGUCACCAAGUCAGACCUCCAGGCUCUGUUUGCCAACCUGCACGAGGCAAUCAGGUCAGAAGUAGCCACCAUACAGAGAGACAUUGCAGCACAAGAUGGCCGCAUACAAUCCCUUGAAGCCACGAAUCAAACAACGGUAAACAGGCUGGAGGCUACCAACACAGCAAUAACUAAACAGGGCACGAUGCUCCUGCAACUGAGAAGAUAG